AUGGCAUUCACACCCGCUACGGCCUGCUGCAAGCCUUCCCUGGUGCUGGCGCCGCGGGCGUCGUCCCGCGGCUCGGCGGCCCGCGCGCAGGCGGCGCUCCUCUGCACGCCCUCCACCUCCGCGUUCCGCGGCCUCCGGGCGCCCGCAUCCGCCGCGCCGGCCCCGCGCUGGCGCCGCUCGGCGGCGUCCACGGGCAUCGUCUGUGGCAAGGUCAGCAAGGGCAGCGUGCCACCGAACUUCACUCUCAAGGACCAGAACGGCAAGCCCGUGUCGCUGAACAAGUUCAAGGGCAAGCCCGUCGUCGUCUACUUCUACCCCGCCGACGAGACGCCCGGAUGCACAAAGCAGGCGUGCGCGUUCAGGGACUCGUACGAGAAGUUCAAGAAGGCCGGGGCGGAGGUGAUCGGCAUCAGCGGCGACGACGCGGCGUCGCACAAGGCGUUCGCGCAGAAGUACCGGCUGCCGUUCACGCUGCUGAGCGACGAGGGGAACCGCGUGCGCAAGGAGUGGGGCGUCCCCGCCGACCUGUUCGGCACGCUCCCCGGGCGGCAGACGUACGUGCUGGACAAGCAGGGCGUCGUGCAGUACAUCUACAACAACCAGUUCCAGCCCGAGAAGCACAUCGGCGAGACGCUCAAGAUCCUGCAGAGCCUCUGA
Molecule: messenger RNA, 657 nt
Organism: Miscanthus lutarioriparius
Lineage: Eukaryota; Viridiplantae; Streptophyta; Magnoliopsida; Poales; Poaceae
Source: the annotation of a GenBank genome assembly